AUGGCAGGUACCCGCGGUUCUACUCAGGGAAGGACAGGCAAUGCACCUGACGACCUUAUCACUACCGUCGGGGGGUUGGCCACUUUUGUCCAGAACAUGAGUCAAGAGUGGAGAGAAUAUCGGCACCAGAAUCUAAACCAACCCCAGAUGCAGGACAAUGCUGAGGAAAUUGCCAGACGGAGGUUGAAAGACUUCCGAAACUUUCAGCCGCCUACAUUUGAAGGUGGGGAUAAUCCUCAGGCAGCAGCGAGAUGGCUGCAAAUGAUUGAGCACAUAUUUGAGCGGAUGGUAUGCCGUGAAGCUCAGAAGGCUGACUAUGCAUCAUACCAGUUGAUUGGGGAAGCUUUGACUUGGUUGACCAGUGCGAGGGCUCUGCUGCGAGCUCAAAAUGUUGAUCUGACUUGGGCUGUGUUCAGACGGGUUUUUCUCGACAAGUAUUUCCCAAAGGCCAUGAGAAGAAUGAAACACACUGAGCUGCUAUCACUAAGGCAGGAUAACAUGACUGUCAACGAAUAUAUUGCUAAGUUUGGGCAGCUGAUGGAAUACGCCAAUUUUGAUCGGAAUAUCUAUGACGAAGAGUGGCAGGUAGAGAAAUAUGAAAGUGGAUUGCACCCGGAGAUCCGGAAACUCAUGCUGACUACAACUAAUCGUACUUUGCCUGAGUUGAUUAAUCAGAGUCAGCAAACGGAGGAAAUUAUCAAUGAAGCAAGGAAUCUGUCUAAACAGCCGAUGCAAUCUCAGGGAGGAAGUAAAGUGGGCCGGUUCUUCAGAAAAAUUACCGGAAUGAAUAGAGGCAAGGGUCCGCAGUUGCAAGCUUGGACUGGAAACUGCAAGAAGAAUAUUGCUCCUGGUCAAUCAUCUACCGGACGAUAG
This is a messenger RNA of Gastrolobium bilobum, 873 nucleotides long. RefSeq lists its product as uncharacterized. Bases 1 to 873 code for a protein of 290 amino acids. The transcript has a single exon. The record is from RefSeq and is a predicted model, not a curated record. Lineage: Eukaryota; Viridiplantae; Streptophyta; Magnoliopsida; Fabales; Fabaceae.